This is a messenger RNA of Fonsecaea multimorphosa CBS 102226, 1674 nucleotides long. RefSeq lists its product as uncharacterized. Lineage: Eukaryota; Fungi; Ascomycota; Eurotiomycetes; Chaetothyriales; Herpotrichiellaceae. Bases 1 to 1674 code for a protein of 557 amino acids. Gene Ontology annotation, cellular component: nucleolus. The transcript is spliced from 3 exons. Gene Ontology annotation, molecular function: GTP binding. The record is from RefSeq and is a predicted model, not a curated record.
AUGGUCAAGUCAUUUUCCAAAUCUAAGCGUACGCCUGUGCGGCUGCGGCAUAAAAUUGAGAAGGCCAGUGCGGCGAAACAGAGGAAACUAAGAAAAGAAGCAAAGAAGAAUCCCCAAUGGAAAUCACGCUUAAAGAAAGAUCCCGGAAUUCCCAACCUUUUCCCUUUUAAAGAAAAGCUUCUCGAGGAACUUGAAGAGAAGAAACGGCUAAAGGCCGAACAAGGGCAGAGGUUACGAGAUGCCGCCAAAGAGAAGAAGAGGAGCGGAAAAAAUGCGCAAAUCGCAGAAGCCGCCGAGGCUGGGGACGAGGACGAUCUGAUGGAAGAGGAGGACGAGCUUCUGGAUGAGGAUAUGGGCGACGAGGACGACGACGCCGAUGACAGUGCAAACCCUCUUGCGGCCCUAGUGGCUUCAGCACAAGCGAGGGCUGCUGAGUACGAUGGCGGAGCACUAGCAGGAGACAUCGAAACGACUGCAGAUGGCGAAGCGGUCGCGGAGGGAGUUCAAAUCUCGGAGACGAUAGCCUCAGACCACCGAAACCCGGACUCAUCACGAAAAGCAUUCGACAAAAUCUUCAAACAAGUCCUCGACGCAGCAGACGUCAUAUUAUACGUCCUGGAUGCUAGAGAUCCCGAGGGCACCAGGUCCAGAGAGGUCGAACGGCAGGUCAUGGCCGCGGAGGGUGGUUCGAAACGACUGAUUCUUGUGUUGAACAAGAUUGACCUGAUCCCUCCGUCUGUUUUGAAAGGCUGGUUAACCCAUCUGCGUCGAUAUUUCCCCACAAUACCACUCAGAGCGUCGACUCCGGCAUCCAACGCUCAGACCUUCGACCACAAGCAACUUACCCUGAAAGCCACCUCUGAAACGCUCCUGCGUUCGUUGAAAUCCUACGCUGCGUCCAAACAACUCAAACGAUCCAUCUCGGUCGGAGUCAUUGGAUAUCCCAACGUGGGAAAAUCCUCCGUCAUCAACGCCUUGACCUCGCGUCUAAACAAGGGCGCGCAAAGCUUCGCGUGCCCUGUCGGCUCUGAAGCCGGCGUCACCACCAGCUUGAGAGAAGUCAAGAUCGACAGCAAACUGAAAAUCCUUGAUUCGCCAGGAAUCGUAUUCCCCUCGACGGUGGACGGGGAAGGCAAGGAAGACAAGCAACGACGAAAAGCAGAGCAUGAGGCACGGUUAAUCCUCCUGAAUGCACUGCCGCCGAGCCAGAUCUCGGAUCCUAUUCCGGCUGUGAAUCUCUUGCUCGAGAGACUUUCCGCCUCGGAGACGCUGUACGAGAAACUCUUGAAAUCUUAUGGCAUUGUGGCGCUAGGGCCAUUCGCGAGGGGAGACGAAACAACAGAUUUCUUGGUUCAGGUCGCAAGAAAACGAGGCAGGCUGGGUAAAGGCGGUGUGCCCAAUCUGACUUCGGCAGCCAUGACGGUGGUCACAGAUUGGAGGGACGGGAGGAUACAAGGCUGGGUGGACCCGCCGGUGUUGAAGGUCGCGGACGACGAGGAGAUGGUUGAGGGCCAGAACAUGGACAAUAGCAGGGAGCUGCCUACUGGCGUGGACCGAAAGCAGAUUGUGAAGGAAUGGGCAGCCGAGUUCAAGUUAGAGGGCCUGUGGGGGGAUGGCCCUGAGAACGGGAAGGGGGCUGCUGGGGGAAGUGAUGCUAUGCAGAUAGAGUCGUGA